ACUGUCAAUACUGUCAAAUAAAAUUUGUUGCUUGCUGUGCCGGGUGAAUGUGAAAAAAUAUUUACUUACUUGGUUGGUUGGUAUUCUGCGCGCGUCGUCAGUCUUUCAUACACGACCUCCAGGUCGAUACCUUGCAUUGGAUUAUAACGAUCAUUUCAAAUUCUUCAACAACCAUGGAUGAUACUUUAUUGCCUCCAUCGCCCAACUGGUUUCAAGUUUCCGUUUUAGCGGUUAGCAACGAUGGGUGGAUGGUGUACGGCGGUCCUACCAAGAGUCUUUGUGCUUUGCAGCCUCUAUCUGCUGAGGACAAGACCUUGAUAGAGGGUAAAAGAUACAAAGCACAUGUCCUCAACAGAGCCUGUGGAGAGAGGAUCAUAAGUGUGGAUAUUUCACCGGAAUGGCCACAAACACGCACUGUACUGACUGGCAGUGCCAGUGGUGCUGUUAAACUGUGGAGCUUGGAGCCUCUACUUGAGUCAAAAACAUUCAAAUUAUUGCUAAGUCAUGAUGUACAUCGUAGCGACAAGGAGGAAAUAGCUGGUGUUGGAUUCUCAAAUGAAACAACCGCCAUCACAGUUGGUGGUAACGGAAGUAUUGUGAAAUGGAACCUGGUUUCAAAUAUUGUGAAGACAUUCCAUCAUAUCAGACAAUUCAGGCCAAUUUGCAUGUCCUGUUCACCGCAUUUACCGCUGCAUGUGGCUGUAGGAACUAAACAGGGAGUUGUCAUUUUAUUAGAUUUAAACGGGCCGGGUAGAAUUGUAUACAAAGUCCGUGGUCAAGAUGAUGAAAUCACAAAUCUUAGCUGGUGUCCUAAAUAUGAUCUAUCACUCAAAAAGACACUCAACGAGUCAGAGAAAAGGCUUAGUCUCAAGAGUCGUGUACUGGAGAAUGAGUCGGUGAAUGAACUGGAAGCAUCAGGUGUAGGGAAAAAUUUGCCUGAUGACAGCUUCGAUGAAUCAGCUGCUACACAAGAAGAUGAGUUGUUUGACAUCUACAAGGACCAUGAGGCUGACGAGUUUGGCCAUAAGAAGUAUCAGCCAGAAGAUAUAUACGUAAAAGUUGCUUCUGAAGAUAAAGAGGACGACUAUUUAGCUGAAUGUAUGAAACUGAAAGAGGAGAUAUUAAAGAACAAGGCUGAAAGCGAAACUGCUAUACAGUCUUUGGUAGAUGCUAUUGAAAACACCCAUGUAGAUAGUGAGAAGGCUUCUACAUUAACUGAUACUGCACAACCUGAUGGUAGCACCAGUGAUAAGCCUGGUGAUAACACAGAAGAAUCUGAUGUUGAUAAAAAAAAGACAGCAAAAAAGACAAUUGAGGCCAGUGAACAUGUCCAUAAACAUUUAUUGGCCACUAUUGGUAAACAUGGAAGCAUUCGUGUAUGGUCUAAGGCUGGAAAACUGGUGGGCAGCUGUGUUGUCCCCAGUUUCCCCAGCAAAAACCAGAAGGUUAAGCUGUUGCCUUCUUACCCUACAUUAUUAUGGUACAAACCAGAUUUAUUGAUCAUAGCAGAUGGAAAGAAUCAGCUACUACAAUGUGAUCCACUUAAAAUUGACUGUAAGAACAAAUUGGAUUGGGGUUUAGUCCAUGGAUAUCACAAGCGCUCAAUAUACUCGCUCUCGUCGAACGCUCCUCGAGUGCAGACGGGGUCGGAGUCCGAUGUGGAUUGGGUGGUGUAUACCAACUCGCAGGAUCGCUACAUCAUCCAGUAUUCCAUGCACAGCAAGCAGAAAGUGGCUCAGCACGCCACGUCUGGCGGCUUCGUGUAUACUGUGGCAUCGUGCCCUUACGACGCGUCCAAAGUGGCUAUAAGCAUCGGCGAUGGGUGUGUCAGGAUAUGGGAAACCAGCACCUUGGAGAAUGAUGACAUGAAGUUGAGCCCUGGACAUGUGUCGACGUACUGGCAGAAUGUCCAGGGCAAAGUGUUGACUGUCGCAUGGCAUCCUACUCGGGAGAAUUUGGUGGCUUUUGGAACUGCAGAAUCGAGGAUCGGCCUACUAGACACCAGCGGCAAAUGCGAGAAGGCCGCUCGUACGUUCAUACCCGCUCUUAGUGGCGCCAUCUACUCGAUCAGCUGGGGCGAGGGCAACGACCUGUACGCUUGCGCGGGCGGCGACCUCAUCAUAUACCACGCGAACAAGCCUGAUGAAGCGCCUUCACCCAUGAGCGUGGUGGUGGAAGGCAAGCAGAUGGAGGUGAGCUUCGUGCGUUGGCUACCGCACGCAAUGGUGUGCGGUAGCAAUACGGGCUGUGUGGCCGUGCUGUCGCCGCGCGCGCCUUAUGACGUGCAAGCCGCACACCUGGCGUUCAGUAAAAUGAUUCACACUGUCGACUGGCAUCCACAUCAGACAUCGAACUCGAGUGAAGAUUCUCCCUACAAAAAUCUGAUUGCAGUGUGUUCUGUGGAGAAACACGGCAAAAUUGUUAUCUUGGAAUACACAGAUAAAGAAGAUGGCAGUAAACAGCUGCAGACUUAUAAAACGUUGGAGGGCCACAAAAUGCCAGUGUUGCAAAUUAUGUGGAACCCGCAUGUGGAAGCUCGAUUACUAUCCACUUGUCAAGACGGCACAGUGAGGGUAUGGGACGUGGUCACCGCCACCUGCGUGUCGAUAUUCGAGGGCCACACAGCUAACACGCUGGGCGCGUGUUGGUCCGCCUUCCCACAACUGCCGACACUAGUGAUGUCCGGCGGCGGUGAUUGUACACUGCGCGUCUGGGACGCUGCCGACUAUCCAGCAGAAGAAUACAAGGGUCAUAACCUAGAAUUGAUACCCAAAAAGAUCAACAAUAAAAGUAGCAAAAAUAAGAAAGAAAAACUCAAGGUUGCCUUGCCUGAGGAGGAAGAAUCCACUAUGACACAAGUGGCAACGCGGCUAACUAACCGCACGAACGUCCCGAAAGGACCCAAAAGGUUCUUGUUACCCAUCCUGAACAAAACCUUGACACCAGAAUGCGAGUUGAACAUAGCGAAGGCCCUCUUCAAAGAAUAUUUGGAGAAAAUACCAGACGCCGAACUUGAUUUAAACCCGGAAGAUGAGGCGCAGAACGAUAUGGAAAUGAUUAAAAUAUUCGGAACGGUCAAGGAUGUCAAUGAUUUGCUGGACGAACAAAUGGAAUGCCACCUGAAAACGAACCACUUUGAGAGCUGGAUUAUGCUGGCCGUAUUCCGCGGACACAUCGAUGAUAUGAUGCAAUUCGCCAGCCAGCGAGACAUACUUUGCCCGUAUCUGCUAAGUUUAGCGCCUUGUGUGUCGCUCAAGUAUUGGAAGGACGCGACCCAGUUAUAUUUGGCACAGAUUGAUAGAUUGGUAGCAAAAGGAGAGGAACAUAAGCUUUCAGAGAAUAAGAACUACGGCGGGUACGUGUUCCGCAAGACGGCGACUCAGCUGGGCGCGCACGACGUGAAGGCCGCGGUGCAGACGUUAGUGGACGCUCGGCUCUUCCAGGAAGCGUAUAUCUUGUGCCGGAUCAGGUACAUGGAUAGCAUUGCCCAAGAGACACUUUGGAAAUGGGCGCGCGACAACUUGCAUGACGGACUCUACAUACGAGCUGCUAUAUGCUACGUAGCCCUCGGAGAAAUAGCGCAAGCGUCAGCAAUGCUCGGGAAAAUGAAUGACGAGGGCAGUCUCAACCUCGCAGCUAGCAUGGCCAAAGUCGUGGGCCAAAACUUGCUAGCUGAUCACAUCGCCGAAAAAAGAGAGAAUAUAAAAAGCACAGCUGAAACUGAGGACACUGAAGAGAUACUGGAACAGUUGCCAUCUAGAAUUGAGCUGCUUAUGAAAAAAUCCGACAAUGAAAUCAACGGGGGACCAAAAAUUAAUGGAGACAGUAACGUGACCAACGGACACUGUUCUGGGUUAAACGGAGGUGCUGUAGCCAACGGUCACAGUGCUGUGGCUAAUGGUGGUGCUUAUGUGGCCAACGGUGAUGGUGCGGUGGCCAGUGCAAGCCAGGAAACCAAAGAGUGAGAUUUUAGAGUUAGUUCCUUUGUCAAAUCGAGUGCCAACAGUAUUUAAUACUAAUCAUAAUGCAUUUAUUUAUUCGUGUUGGUUUUAAUCUGUGUUACUAUCAUGUAAGCCUCGUAUUUGAUACUUGUAGCUGUAAGCUAAUGAAGUACCAAUUUUAUAUCCGCCUCCUAUUUCUCUCACUACCCUACAGGGGUACUUAGUCAGGUUAGGGUACCUACUGAUAUUUUACUUUUGUUGUUCAUUUUGAAUCUCAAUUUUGUUGAUGAAUCAAUGUGAAUUAAUUUUAGCCUCCUUUUCAUUUUGUUAUUUUAUGUAUUUGUAAGUAAAAUUUGUGAUAGUUAUGAUUACACAUUUCCGAUUUUAAAACUCUUCUCAAAAGAGCAUUGUUUUUUAGUUUUUAAGAAUAUGUGUAUAUCUAUGCGAGGUAUCAUUAAAUGUUGUGCUCUAAA
Molecule: messenger RNA, 4414 nt
Organism: Ostrinia nubilalis (European corn borer)
Lineage: Eukaryota; Metazoa; Arthropoda; Insecta; Lepidoptera; Crambidae
Product: gem-associated protein 5-like
Exons: 18
Coding region: 174-3965 (1263 amino acids)
Biological process (GO): spliceosomal snRNP assembly
Cellular component (GO): nucleus; SMN complex
Molecular function (GO): protein binding; mRNA 3'-UTR binding
Source: RefSeq, a predicted model, not a curated record